This is a messenger RNA of Rhododendron vialii, 3687 nucleotides long. RefSeq names its product phospholipase D zeta 1-like. The coding region runs from base 140 to 3445 and encodes 1101 amino acids. NCBI's taxonomy places the organism in Eukaryota, Viridiplantae, Streptophyta, Magnoliopsida, Ericales, Ericaceae. The transcript has 20 exons. The record is from RefSeq and is a predicted model, not a curated record. Gene Ontology annotation, cellular component: plasma membrane. Gene Ontology annotation, molecular function: D-type glycerophospholipase activity. Gene Ontology annotation, biological process: phosphatidic acid biosynthetic process; phospholipid catabolic process; intracellular signal transduction.
CUCUCUCUCUCUCUAUCACACUAUCUAUAUAAAUAAUUUCCCCUGUUUUGCGUUCAAGCUAUGCUUUCUCUCCUCUCUAAUAAAAACUGAACAAGACAGACAUGCGAAAGCGGGUCGCCUGUGAUCCUACUCGGAUUCAAUGUCGUCGGAACGCCUUAUCUCCGGCGGCGGCGCGUCGCCGUGCGCUCCAAUCCAGUCGAUGUCGUGGUACGGUUCCGAACCGGAGAGGAUCUUCGAAGAACUCCCGACGGCGACUAUCGUGUCGGUUUCUCGACCGGACGGCGGCGAUAUUAGUCCCUUGCAGUUGUCGUACACCAUUGAAAUCGAAUACAAACAGUUUAAGUGGCACUUACUGAAGAAAGCUUCGCAAGUUAUCUAUUUACACUUUGCUUUGAAGAAGCGUGCAAUAAUUGAAGAAUUUCACGAGAAACAAGAGCAGGCAAGAGAAUGGCUUCAUAACAUAGGAAUAGGAGAUCAGACAGCAGUUGUGCAUGACAAUGAGGAGCCUGAUGAUGGUGCUGUUCCCGUCCAUCAUGGAGAUGUUGCGAAAAAAAGAUACGUUCCAUCGAGGGCUGCUUUGCCAGUCAUUUGUGCAGUGCUGGGAGCACAGCAGACCAUUUCGGAAAAUGCAAAAGUUGCGAUGCAAGGUUAUCUGAAUCACUUUUUAGGAAAUCUGGACAUUGUGAAUUCCCGAGAGGUCUGCAAGUUUUUGGAGGUCUCUAAGCUCUCUUUUUUGAAAGAAUAUGGUUCAAAGUUGAAAGAAGGUUAUGUAAUGGUUAAGCAUCUCGCAAAAAUUCCAAAGGAUGAUGAUUGUUAUGUCUGUCGUUGGUUUGACUGUUGUUACAACAACUGGCAAAAGGUUUGGGCUGUAUUGAAGCCUGGGUUCUUGGCCUUACUGGAAGAUCCUUUUGAUACCAACCUUUUGGACAUAACCCUUUUCGAUGUGCUGCCAGAUUCAGGAAAAGAUGGAGAGGUCCAAGUUCAUUUGGCAGAGGAGAUAAAGGAACCCAAUCCUUUAUGUUACACAUUUAAGGUUUCUUGUUCAAACCGGAUCACAAGGUUAAGAACCACCAGUAAUGCUAAAGUCCAAGGAUGGAUUUCAGCAAUCAAUGAUGCUGCUCUAAACCCUCCGGAGGGUUGGUGUCAUCCUCACCGCUAUGGUUCUUUUGCUCCUCCAAGAGGUUUAAUUGAGGAUGGCAGUCAAGCUCAGUGGUUUGUAGAUGGCCAAGCAGCGUUUGAAGCAAUUGCUUCUUCUAUAGAGACUGCAAAGUCAGAGAUAUAUAUGACUGGAUGGUGGCUUUGCCCAGAGCUGUAUUUGAGACGUCCUUUUCACAGUCACAGUUCCUCCCGACUUGAUGCUUUACUUGAAGCAAAAGCUAAGCAAGGCGUCCAGAUUUACAUUCUUCUGUACAAGGAGGUUGCUCUCGCUUUGAAGAUCAACAGUUUGUACAGUAAGAAUAGGUUACGUAACAUUCACGAGAAUGUGAAAGUACUGCGCUAUCCUGACCGUUUCCCCGCUGGCAUUUACUUGUGGUCGCACCAUGAGAAACUUGUCAUUGUUGAUUACCAGAUUUGCUUUAUUGGAGGACUAGAUCUAUGCUUUGGCCGUUAUGACACACCUGAACACAAAGUGGGUGAUUACCCUCCUUUAAUAUGGCCUGGAAAGGACUACUAUAACCCAAGAGAAUCGGAACCAAAUUCUUGGGAAGACACUAUGAAAGAUGAACUAGAACGCGAAAAAUAUCCUCGCAUGCCAUGGCAUGAUGUCCAUUGUGCUAUUUGGGGACCAGCUUGUCGUGACAUUGCUAGACAUUUUGUUCAGCGUUGGAACCAUGCUAAGCGAAAUAAAGCUCCAAAUGAACAGGCAAUUCCACUUCUUAUGCCACACCACCACAUGGUGCUCCCACAUUACAUGGGAAGAAGCAGAGAGAUUGAUAUUGAGAGCAAUGCUGAACUUAAGCCGAAGGACAUUUGUAGCCGGGACUCAUUUUCCUCUCAAUCACCAGUGGAAGAUAUUCCGUUGCUUUUGCCCCAUGUAGCAGAUGGCUUAGAUACUGCAAACGUAGACAGUCAUUUGAACGGCCUGGACAAGCAUCAAAAUCAACAUGAUCUUGACCAGCCAAACAGGAUUGGUCAACGAUUUUCGUUAUCCCUCCGAAAAACCAUAGUUGAACCUUUAGUUCCAGAUAUGACGUUGGAAGGGUUUGUGGAUGACCUUGAUUCCACAGACCUUCAAAGUGCUAAGAAUGUGGAUUCAAUGGAAGACUCUGACUUGCAAAUUUCAGAUGAGUGCUCGGAUACACAGGAGAGAGGUCGUCAAGAUGUUUCAGCUGAUGAAAUUUCACAAGUUGGGCCUCGGUCCCCAUGCAGGUGUCAGGUUAUCAGAAGUGUCAGCCAGUGGUCUGCCGGAACCAGUCAAAGUGAAGAUAGCAUUCAUAGAGCAUAUUGUUAUCUCAUUGAAAAAUCAGAGUACUUUGUCUACAUUGAGAAUCAAUUUUUCAUUUCAGGACUUUCAGGGGAUGAAAUCAUACAGAACCGUGUCCUUGAAGCUUUGUAUAGGCGUAUCCUGCGAGCUCACAAAGAGCAGAAGUGUUUCAGGGUUAUUGUUGUCAUACCACAACUGCCAGGUUUCCAGGGGGGGCUGGAUGAUGGUGGUGCAGCGACUGUGAGAGCUAUAAUGCACUGGCAGUAUCGAACCAUUUCCAGAGGGAAAAACUCAAUAUUGCAUAAUCUUAGUGAAUUGCUCGGUCCAAAGGCAAAUGACUAUAUUUCUUUCUAUGGCCUGAGGACACAUGGUAAACUCUCUGAUGGUGGUCCUUUUGUCACAAGUCAGGUUUAUGUUCAUAGCAAACUGAUGAUAAUAGAUGAUCGCAUUGUGUUGGUUGGAUCAUCCAAUAUAAAUGAUAGGAGUUUGCUUGGAUCAAGGGACUCUGAGAUUGCUGUAGUAAUUGAAGAUACAGAGUUUCUCGAAUCAUCGAUAAAUGGGAUCCCUUGGAGGGCUGGAAAAUUUGCUUUGAGUCUUCGGCUUUCCCUCUGGUCGGAGCACCUUGGUCUUCCGGCAGGACAGAUUAACCAAAUCAGAGACCCCAUAGCCGAGUCUACUUAUAAGGAUUUGUGGUUGGAAACUGCGAAGAUUAAUACCGCAAUCUACCAAGAAGUCUUUGGUUGCAUCCCCAAUGAUCUUAUUCACUCCAGGUCUGCAUUUAGACAAAGCAUGAGCCACUGGAAAGACAAGAUUGGACACACCACGAUUGAUUUAGGAGUAGCCCCUGAGAAGCUAGAAAGCUGUGAGGAUGGAGAAAUCAAAGUAACAGAUCCAAGGGAUAAACUGAAGUCGGUGAGAGGACACCUUGUUCUUUUCCCAUUAGAAUUCAUGUGUCAGGAAGAUUUGAGACCGGUGUUUCUUGAGACUGAGUUUUAUACAUCCCCACAAGUGUUCUAUUAAGCAGUAUAUAGGAGGGGUCAAACCCUAUCUUGUACAUUAAUGCAAAUAGAUGGAAAAGUAGUAUAUCUGUUUAUAAAAUCCAGGUUAAGGUAAAAUAAAAUUGUAGAGAGCAGCACUGGUAGUAAUGUAGGCAAGGCCACAUUGGCCUCACAUGAUGUGUUGGUACAGAAGUGAUGCAAUAAAAACUUUAUUUUAGUUUAGAGAAAACUGAAGUAAUUAUUUGAAUUUGUUUGAUUGGGAUA